UUCGACAACGUUGUCAUAUUUAACAACCAUUGUCGAAUUUUAACGAUUACCGUUGUCGUAUUCGACAAUUUCAACUUCAAACGCAAAAAAUGUAAAAUUUACGCAAAACAUGUACUUUUUUAUUUCACAAUAUUGACUUUCAAUCCUCUAACUAAAUUUCUAUCUGCGUAAAUUAAAAACUCGCCUGUGCGAUUGGAAGAAAUUUCCGUUUACUUUUCACACCACCAGUCUGAACCAGGGCGCCAUCUUGUUUAAUGGCGCUUCAUCCUUGUCCCGUUCAUUGCAAUUACUGUUUAUUACAAUAUUACGCUAGGAAUUAAAAAAUCAUAACAAUGAGAAAGCUAAUAUUCUUAUUGUAACGAUAACUUUUAAAGAAGAAUUUAGCUGUUCGUUUCCCAAUUUUUUUAAAACGUUUUAGGUGUGCGACUUUGACAAAAUGUUUAGCUAUAUUGCGCGGGAAAUAUGAAAACAGGAGGGGCGCGGAAAAUAUGAAAACAGUAGGGACGCGGUCUGACCAACACUAUCCGGCUUAGCCUUUGAUUGCCGUUAUGACAUCCAACUCCCAGGAAGACGACAUAUACAAGGUUUUAGAAGAAUCCUUGGAGAGAGAAAAGGAAAACAGCAAGGUUGUAUACAAGAAGAAAGUGAAAUAUAUAGAUAACUCGGUUACAAGACGGUCAACCUACCACCGCAGAGCCCAAAGCCUCGUGCGUGCUGCUAAGGAAUUGGUGAUAUCAACAAGAUGUGAAGUGGACGUUCAUGUGAAGCCGACGUGGGGAAGGGGCAAGACUUGGCGAUACAGCACACAGGCCGAACGGAACGACACGGCACCGGCACAAACUGAUCCUGAACUUGUGCAGCAGCCCUCGUCCUCAUCGCUCACCAUCACUCCGAGAAAACAUCAAAACACUGUCGAACCAGUCCAUACGAUCGAACCCAACAAGAAGCUGUCUUGUCGGGUUUGUGGGUCCGAUGCCAACAAGUCCUCCUGGUUAGGGUGUGAUCACAGGAACGCGAGGACCAAACGUCUUGACUGCCAGUAUUGGGUUCAUCAGAACUGCAUCGGUCUGUACUUUGAAAGGGACGGUGACUUGGAAAAGGUUCCCUUCUAUUGCCCGAAGCAUGGACCAAGUCAAAAGGCGCACAAGAGGAAAAGAACCACUAAGUAAAAGGUACCAUGCCUACCACAACCGUCCUCUGCAGGGGCGACAGUUUGUCAUGCAGUGUUCUCACCAAUCCAGCAAAUACGACAAGUGGGGAUGUGUGGUCAAGGCUCCACAGCUUGAAGAUGUUGAUGAGGCUGUCCAGGGGAUCGAAACCAGAGCUGGUCCUAAUCGCACCACCGUAGCUGAUGUCGCCGGCAAGGUCAUCGGUCACGUGCCCCGCAAAAUAUGCAACGUGCUGGCCGCUGGCCUUGCCGUGGAUUUUUCCAUCGCAAGGGCCGUGUGUGUGUUCACGGGGGAGUUCCAACACGGCGGCGCUGCCUCCGGAGGUGGCCCAAAGCUGGUGGCCGUCUACCACCUGGAGGUGGUGCGCCAGCGAGAUGCGGUGGAGAUUGCGGACAGCAUCCGUCCACACCUCACAGAUAAAGACAGGCUGUGGAUCUACUGAGGAACGCCGGCCCUACUACCCAGUCAUCUAGACAUCAAGAGUUUCUGUUGUUUUCGUAGUUUUAGCCUGUUUUCAGUACAUUAUUUAUUUAUGCUGCAUAGUACUUCACCAAAAAAAUGUGAUUUUAUUUUUAAUUUAGAAAACUGUGAUUUUACUUUAAUUUAAGACUGUGAUUUUUAUUUUAGUUUAAAAGACUGUGAUUUUCUUUUUUAUUUAAAAGACUGUGAUUUUAUUUGUAACCCUAAGGAAAUUAACAACAGAUGUACACCACAGCACAAAUAAUGACAAAGUGAAUACAACAACAGGCAAAGUUUCAUCAUGAUCGAUGCCCACUUUAUUCCUCCAACAUCGACAGGUUAUCAAUUAUUUGCUGCAAUUAUUACUAUAAAAUGCAAUAUAAUUUUGUAAAAUCCGGAACUAAAGUGAUUGUUUUGGCAUGCAAUAAAUCAGUCGAAAUCUUUUCAAAUUUCUUAAAUUAUGACCAAAAGUAUAUUGUAAAAUCAGGAAUCCUAUAUGUUACUGAAAUAAUUGUUUUGGCAUGCCAUUAAUCAGUCGAAAUCUUUUCAAAUUUCUUAAAUUAUGACAAAAGUAUAUUGUAAAAUCAGGAACCCUAUAUGUUACUGAAAUGAUUGUUUUGGCAUGCAAUUAAUCAGUCGAAAUCUUUUCAAAUUUCUUAAAUUAUGACAAAAGUAUAUUGUAAAAUCAGGAACCCUAUAUGUUACUGAAAUGAUUGUUUUGGCAUGCAAUUAAUCAAUCGAAAUCUUUUCAAAUUUCUUAAAUUAUGACAAAAGUAUAUUGUAAAAUCAGGAAUCCUAUAUGUUACUGAAGUGAUGGUUUUGGCAUGCAAUAAAUCAGUCGAAAUCCUUUCAAAUUUCUUAAAUUAUGACAAAAGUAUAUCCAUAAAUCUAUAUUAAAAGUAUCUAUUUAUUUGUUUUAAAUCGUUUUGUAAAUCAAUAAAACUAUAAUCAACAAUGAAAGGAUUGUAACAUGUCUUUGCAUCUCUGUACCGCGUUCAUUUUCCAAUCCAGUCUUGCAGAAUAGUGAUGUAUACCGGAAGUUGUCGAAUACGACAAUGGUUGUUAAAUAUGACAACGUUGUCGAAUUCGUACAUUUCCCGG
This is a messenger RNA of Patiria miniata (bat star), 2729 nucleotides long. RefSeq lists its product as uncharacterized. The record is from RefSeq and is a predicted model, not a curated record. The coding region runs from base 549 to 1169 and encodes 206 amino acids. Lineage: Eukaryota; Metazoa; Echinodermata; Asteroidea; Valvatida; Asterinidae. Gene Ontology annotation, molecular function: DNA binding; protein dimerization activity. The transcript is spliced from 3 exons.